AUGUGUUGGCUAAAGAAGAAAGAGGGAGACAAAAAAGGGGAAAAAGCAGCAGAGUGUGAUAGGAAGGAGGGAAGGAGCGAGGAAAAAGAAUUCAAAAAGGAGAUAGAGCAAAAAAAGGGAAGUGGGAAAGAAGUAGACAAAAGGGAAAGUGAACGGGAAAAAAAUCACACGGAACCUGAAAAAAACCAAACGGAACCUGAAGAAAAGGAAAAGAGUGAAAAGGAGAAAAGUGAACCGGAAAAAAAGGAUGGAGACCAGGAAAACGAGGAUAAACCCCAACCGAAAAAGAAACUGAUUAUUAGAGCGCCGAAGGCGAUAAAGAAAGCGGAUGCUACCGACCCACAAUAUCAGACACUUGCCGGCUUAAAUGACGAGGAUCUGUUUGGCAAGGAAGAUGAACCUAAGCCUAAAAAGAAACUGAUUAUUAAGGCACCAAUCGGUUUCAAAAAAGCAGAUGCUGAAGAUCCGCAGUAUCAGGCAAAGCUUUAUAUCUCUUUCAGCCAGAACAAAAGAAAAAUAAAUGAUCAAAUCAAAAUAAAUUAA
Messenger RNA from Thelazia callipaeda (thelaziosis nematode), 543 nucleotides. Lineage: Eukaryota; Metazoa; Nematoda; Chromadorea; Rhabditida; Thelaziidae. The record is from the annotation of a GenBank genome assembly.